CCCUUGCGGACUCUCACCAUCUUCAUACCGAACACAUAAACCUUCCUCUUUUCUCAUCACCUCUACAUCCUCCUCAGCCCAAAAUCCUGCCGGAAAGUCGUCGAUAGCCAUAGCUGCGCCCCUCCCUUUAAGGUCAUACUUUGUUGAGUGGAUACGGUUGGAGUUGAGCAAGAAGAAGAAGAAGAAGAAGGAGAAGGAAAUGGAAGGUGAGGCGACCUAUGUUAGCGAUCUUGAUAACCUCAAGGCGACCGAGCUAAGGCUUGGGUUGCCUGGGACCGACGCACCUGAGAAACCAACGCCAGCGAGCCCAAGAGGGAGCAAACGGGCACUACUGGCCGCUGAUGAGGAGUGCCAGAGCAAGAGCAAGUCCCUGGGGGCUGACUCAAGUGGCCAAGAAGCUGCACCAGUGGCUAAGGCACAAGUCGUUGGAUGGCCACCAAUUCGAUCAUAUAGGAAGAACAGCUUCCAAGCAAGGAAGGCAGAGGAGGAGGCUGCUGGGUUGUUCGUGAAAGUGAGCAUGGAUGGAGCUCCUUACUUGAGAAAGAUUGAUCUCAAGGUGUACGAGGGUUACAAGGAACUUAGAAAGGCACUAGAGAACCUGUUCAAAUGCUUUUCUCUAGGAGAGCUUUCAGGGAUGGAAGGGUGCAAUGGAUCAGAGUAUGCCAUCACCUAUGAAGACAAAGAUGGUGACUGGAUGUUGGUUGGAGAUGUACCAUGGGAGAUGUUCAUCUCCUCUUGCAAAAGGCUUAGGAUAAUGAGUGGAUCUGAAGCAAGAGGCAUGCGAUCAAGUCCAUGACACCUCGCCUACUUGCAAAGAAGAAAUGAAGAGACGGACGCCAUCCCAUGAGAGAAGUAGACUUCUUAUUUGUUCGGGUUCGCCAACUUCAUGAGAGUUUGUAAAGAAAAAGAGGCGAUCAUCUUAUCAUUCCCCAACUCACAAAAUCGAAAAGAGAGCAAAAGAAAAAGAAUGAAAUCAAGUAGACAUUUCUUUGGGGUCAUUCAUCUUGUAUUACUUUCUUUUUUGAUAUCUUAUAUUAUUUUCAUUCCAUGUCAAAACUCCACAUGGAGAGACGAAGGCCAUGCUUUCCUGCAAUUGUACAAAGAAAAUUUACUUGUUUGUUAUCUAUGUGGAAACUAGCACGUAAUUAAUACCAGAGAUCUAA
This is a messenger RNA of Phoenix dactylifera (date palm), 1163 nucleotides long. Its product is annotated as auxin-induced protein 22D-like. The record is from RefSeq and is a predicted model, not a curated record. Gene Ontology annotation, biological process: regulation of DNA-templated transcription. Lineage: Eukaryota; Viridiplantae; Streptophyta; Magnoliopsida; Arecales; Arecaceae. Gene Ontology annotation, cellular component: nucleus.